AUGCGAACACUUGCCGCCCUUUGCUGCCUGUUAGGCGUGGCGGCAGCAAUGCGUCAGCAAGCUGUGGCCAUCCACGGCACCCUUUUGUGCGGGAGCAAGCCGGCAGCUGGUGUCACCGUCAAGCUGUGGGAUGAGGAUGAUGGACCCGAUCCGGAUGAUGAGCUCGACAAGAAGCAAACCGAUUCGAACGGGGAAUUCCGUCUGGCUGGAUCAACCCGCGAGCUAACCUCCAUCGACCCGGUGUUCAAAAUCUACCACGACUGCGAUGAUGGCAUCAAGCCCGGUCAGCGCAAAGUCAAGUUCCGCAUCCCCUCCAGCUACAUCUCCUCCGGUGGCGUCGCCUCCAAGACGUUCGAGAUUGGAACGCUCAACCUCGAGACCAUCUUCCCCAAGGAGGAGCCCCUUUUUGGGGCAUCGCUUGGUCUUCUUCACCAAUCCAUAGCUGUCAAGGGAAAGCUCCUGUGCGGCUCGAAGCCGGCCACAGCGGUCCGUAUCAAAUUGUGGGAGGAGGAUGGCGGCCCGGACCCGGAUGACCUACUAGCUCAGGGAUAUACAAAAGAAGACGGUAGCUUCCACCUGGAGGGUGGAGAAGCCGAGUUGACCCCAAUUGAUCCGGUGUUCAAGGUGUACCAUGACUGCGAUGAUGGUAUCAAGCCCGGGUACCGUAAGGUGAAGUUCCGCCUUCCGAAGAGCUACAUUACACAGGGGAAGAAGGCGCUCAAGAUUUUCGACCUCGGCUCGCCGAACCUCGAGACGAUCUUUGCCGAGGAGGAGCGAGAAUUGAUCCUUUCU
Mesorhabditis spiculigera is the source of this 792-nucleotide messenger RNA. The record is from the annotation of a GenBank genome assembly. Lineage: Eukaryota; Metazoa; Nematoda; Chromadorea; Rhabditida; Rhabditidae.